AUGGGUCAAACGCCGACUGAAAAAGAUCGAAAGUUAUCCUUUAAAAAAUCUGAUAUAUUUUAUAUAUUAUUGAUUUUCGUUCCUGUGGGGUACAUUGUGAACUUUCUUAGUUCGAAUGACACAUUAAUUUUUAUAACUAAUUUUCUGGCAAUUAUAUCAUCGGCUAAACUGAUGAGAUUUGCGAGUAAUGAACUUAUACACCAUUUAAAUAAAUCUUAUAAGACUCUAGAAGACAUACUGGACGUAGCGUUUAACAAUUUGGUAGAGUUAAUAAUAACCAUAAAUGCAUUAGUGAAUGGUCAAAUUCGUGUUGUUCAAGCAGCAUUGCUGGGGUCUAUACUCUCUCAUACUCUACUUGUAUUAGGAAUUUUUUUUCUAGUUGGAGGGAUCAAAAUUCUUUAUGAAGGAAAGCUUGAAGAAGAGUUUACAAUCAUUGGUGGUUCGAAAGGUACGACAGUUGCGCAAAUGACAUCUAGCGUGUUGACAUUAGCGUGUAUUUCUCUGGUUUUACCUGCUGCAUUCGGUUUUUUUGUCACCACAAGUACUGAUAAGUCAAUCGAAGGAAUUGUUGCGUCACAUAAAAUAAGUAAAGCCUUUAUUGGAUUGAUUUUACUACCCAUAGUUAGUCAUUGUGAUAAGUAUAUUUCCUCUGCCUAUAUUGAACGUAAUAAUCACAAUAAUGAAUGUGCAAAUAAAAGGUUUGCAAUUAUUGUUAUUUCGGUUAGAAGCUCAAUUCAAACCGCGCUAAUUAUUACUCCAAUAUUGGUGAUUUUGGGAUGGAUUAUUAAUCAGCCUAUGUCUCUGUCUUUUUCAAUAUUCGAAACUGUUUGUUUAGUUAUUGCAGUUAUACUCAAAAAUUACUUAGUUCAGAUGGGAAAUCAAAUUGGUUAG
This is a messenger RNA of Dentiscutata erythropus, 891 nucleotides long. The record is from the annotation of a GenBank genome assembly. Lineage: Eukaryota; Fungi; Glomeromycota; Glomeromycetes; Diversisporales; Gigasporaceae.